AUGGUAAACAUUUUUAGAAAAACCUUUCGACGUUUCGUAAAAAUUUACAAGAGACGACAAGCAGGACGUUCAAUUCCAGUCGAAACGAAACAAAUAUUAUCGGAUGAGUGCAUUCAACAUGUAUUCAAGUUUCUCAGUGACAAUGGACUUUAUUCUUGUUUAUUUGUGAAUAAAUAUUGGUGCAAGAAUGCAAUCCCAAUCUUGUGGGGUCGACCUUUUCGUAAUUUAUCUCCGGAGCAUCAAUCGAAGCUAUUGGCAAUAUAUCUUGCACGUAUUACCCCCGAAGAAAAGGCGUCAUUAAAAAGAAUUUUCAAAAAAAUCAAGAUCAAGAUUCAGUUACCAAAACAUCAUCUUACCUACAAAUACGAAUCUUUUUUACAAGAACUUUCAUUCAAAGGAUUAGAAUCGGCUAUAUUUUCAUGGUUAAGCUCAUCAUUACGUAAACCUGUUAAAGAUACUCACAGUUUAAAUGUGCAAAUAGAGCAUUUAACAACAUUAUUAUGCUCUUUGUUUUUCCGAUCUUGUGAAAAUUUAAACACUCUCAUUAUCGACAAACACUUGUCUUUUACUAAUAUUCCCGAUGUUGUAGUAUUUUCGAAAUCUGGAAUUUUAACUCAACUUAGAAAACUUCAAAUAAAUUUUCGAAAAUCAGAAAGUAUCAUAGAUUUAUUAGAAUCCUUACACUUAUAUUGCAAAAAACUUGAAUACUUGGAAGUUAAUUUUAUAGAAUUUGAAAAUGACGAAGCAAUAUUUGGUUCAAUAUCAAAUCUCAUCGAUCAACAAGAAGGAUUAAAAGAACUUCGGUUAGGAUAUAUUCAAUCGAGUAAUGGAAUCAGUUUAAAAAUUUUGGGUUCUUGUCCAAAUUUAAAGAAUUUAAUAUUUUGGAAUUCACAAGGACUUGGUACUCAAAACUCAAAAAGUUUACAAGAUUCAAAAUAUCAUUUGGAAAAAUUACAUUUAUGGGGUCAACGAAAACAAUCAAAUAUUACCGCUACAAUAAUUCAAGCAACCGGAAAAACUGUUAAACAAUUAUGGGUGGAUUCUAUAUCUUCGGAAGUAGUUCAAUCAAUUAUUGAUCAUUGUUCACAACUUACCGACCUUCGAAUAAUGGAUUAUCAACCAAAACAAGUUCCAUUUCUUUUAAACUUACUUAAAGAUGUUAAUCAAUUAGAAAAACUUACUAUCACAAGAGAAACUGUAGUUGAAAUGGGUGUUGUAAACUUUUCAGGAAAGAACCUUCCUAUUAAUCUCAAGUAUCUUAGAUUAGAAUGCGGAUUUACUACUGGGCAAUUGGAAAAAUUAUUAACAACUUGCAAAGCUCCUUUGAGAACUUUAAUCGUGGACUAUUGUAAAUUUGAAUUUGCUCAUUUAAAAGUUAUAUCAGAUUACAUAAAGACUACAAAGUGUCUAAAAGUACUUGGAAUCGGAGGGAAGAAAGAGUAUAGCCAAAGAGAAUCAAGGGAAAUUGAGAGUUUAGAAAAAAAUUAUGGAAUUUAUAUUAUUCCUUUACAUGAAGUUCAUGAUUGGUAA
Molecule: messenger RNA, 1530 nt
Organism: Racocetra persica
Lineage: Eukaryota; Fungi; Glomeromycota; Glomeromycetes; Diversisporales; Gigasporaceae
Source: the annotation of a GenBank genome assembly